AUGAAAGUUAUUGUUAUAUUCACUCUAAUUGUUGUAAGUCAAGCAUCAGUUCUAUUAAAUGUUCCUGCUUAUAUAAAUACAGGGAAAAGUGUCCAGUACAGAAAUCAAGAUAGUAUCGGCAAUUAUAACUUCGGCUACGAUGAAGGACAUGCAUCUGGAGGAAGUUUCCGCAAAGAAUCCGGAGAUGCUCUCGGAAACAAAAUUGGCUCGUAUGGUCUCCGUGAUGCUGAUGGUCGUAUUCGAAUCGUCAACUAUAUUGCUGAUGCUGACGGAUUUCGAGUAGACAUUAAAACUAACGAACCUGGAGUUGAACCCACUAAUCCAGCUUCCACUACUAUAAACAAAGAUUUCACGAUACUUACUGAUACGCCAGCUGUUGCAGUUACCUACGUAGUACCUCCUAUAGUUCAAUUUGAUCCUCGUAAACAAUCUUUUGUGCUGCAGGGAUAUCCACUCUGA
This is a messenger RNA of Argiope bruennichi, 459 nucleotides long. RefSeq names its product cuticle protein 14-like. The record is from RefSeq and is a predicted model, not a curated record. The transcript is spliced from 3 exons. Gene Ontology annotation, molecular function: structural constituent of chitin-based larval cuticle. Gene Ontology annotation, cellular component: chitin-based extracellular matrix. Bases 1 to 459 code for a protein of 152 amino acids. NCBI's taxonomy places the organism in Eukaryota, Metazoa, Arthropoda, Arachnida, Araneae, Araneidae.